Messenger RNA from Cricetulus griseus (Chinese hamster), 1569 nucleotides. Lineage: Eukaryota; Metazoa; Chordata; Mammalia; Rodentia; Cricetidae. The record is from RefSeq and is a predicted model, not a curated record.
AUGAGCAUUGAACAAUGCUACAAACAUAGAAAGUUCAGAAAUGUUUUUAAUCGGAGCAAAGACUACUCACCAUUAAAACAAAAUCCCAGUGUGUUUGACUUCUGUGAAAAAUCUUUGAACUCAGAUUUAAGUUUUGAAAAUCAGAGCAGAAACUGUGAUAUAAAGAACUCUGCUGAGCUGAGUGGCAGUGGUCAAUCCCUUCAUGAGCAUCAGAAAACUCUUAUGUGAGAGAAGCAUUAUACAUGUACUGAAUGUGAAAUAGCUUUCACUAGAAAGUAUCUACUCAUUUAUCAUCAACGAACUCACACAGGAGAGAAACCACAUGGAUGUGCUGUAUGAAGGAAAGCUUUCUCUACAAAGUCUAGUCUCACUGCCCAUCAGAAAAUUCAUAUGGGAGACAAACCUUACAUUUGUAGUGAAUGUGGAAAAGGCUUUAUUGAGAAGAGGCGUCUUGUUGGACAUCAUAGAACUCAUACCGGUGAGAAACCCUUCAUAUGCAGUAAGUGUGGGAAAGGUUUCACAUUAAAAGAUAGUCUGAUCACACAUCAGCAGAUACAUUCUGAAGAGAAACCAUUUGUAUGCACUUAUUGCCAAAAAAAGUUUGUCAUGAAGAGUGAUCUAAUUGCACAUCCGACUCACACUGGGGAGAAACCUUACACAUGCAAUGAGUGUGGAAAAAGCUUUUCCUCGAAAAGUCACCUGGUCAUCCAUCAUCGAAUUCACACAGGAGAAAAACCUUAUGUAUGCAAUGAAUGUGGAAAAGGCUUUCCGACAAAGGUACAACUUAUAAUACAUCAACAAACUCAUACUGGAGAUAAACCAUACACAUGCCAUGACUGUGGAAAAGGCUCUGCCUUAAAGAACCGCCUCAUUGUACAUCAGCGAACUCACACAGGAGAGAAACCAUAUGUAUGCAACGAAUGUGGAAAAGGAUUUCUGACAAAGACACGGCUGAUAAUACAUCAACGGACUCAUACGGGAGCAAAACCUUAUAAAUGCAACAGAUGUGGGAAGGGCUUUCCUGAGAAGAGUCAACUCAACGUGCAUCAACGUACUCACACAGGAGAGAAACCCUAUGUAUGCAGUCAAUGUGGUAAAGGCUUAAGUGAGAAAAAGAUGCUCAUUGCACAUCAGCGAGCUCAUAAUGGGGAAAAGCCGUAUCUAUGCAAUGAGUGUGGGAAUUGCUUCAUGAUGAAAAGUACACUAAGUAUACACCAGCAAACUCAUAUUGGGGAGAAGCCAUACAAAUGUAACGAGUGCAGUAAAGUCUUUGAGAAAAAGACCCGGCUUAUGGUACAUCAGAGAUCUCACUCAGGAAAGACCUCCUUUGCGUGUUCCGAAUGUGGAAAAUGCUUCUUGCACAAAAAUGAUCUGAUUACCCAUCAGCGAAUUCACACAGGAGAAAAACCAUAUGAGUGCAAUGAGUGCGGAAAAGCCUUCACUACAAAGUCUUGGCUCAAUGUUCAUCAAAGAACACAUACAGGAGAGAGGCCUUAUGGAUGUUGUGAUUGUGAGAAAGCCUUUACACACUUAUCAACCCUUGUUAAGCACAAGAGAAUUCAUUGUUAG